AUGAAUAGGCUGAUGAAUCACGAACCACUUGCAGCUGGAGUUUUUAAUUCCACCUACAACGGUGCCUCAUCUCAGCUCUCAAUGUGGGACGGUCAUUUGGAUAACUCGGUGGAGGUUCUCGAGCUGAUGUGCGAACGCAUGGAAAAGGAUUGGUUGAAUCUCAACCCGAAGUUCAGGAAGAGCUACGGGUUCAAAGAGCUCGCCACUGGUUUGCGGUUGGAUAUGUUUCUUCUUCGCCACCUGGACUCUGAGUUCAGUUCGAUGUUGGAGAGUGGGGUUCCGCCCAUUGAUAUCAAUGCAGUUUCUGCUUUCAGAUCUGCGAUCAACAAGUAUGCAAAGGAGGUGUCCGAUCAGAAUUUCAAGGCAGCCGAGAAGUUGGCGCCCAAGCUGGCCGAGCAAAUGGCACAGGCAUCAUUCUCUCAGAUGCAGGCAAACCUGGACAUCAAGUACCUCACAGAUCGGUACAGCCGCGGCACGGCAAAAAUCAAGGACUACUGUGAUACGCACCAACGCUAUAUCCAGGUGAAAAGUCUUGAGGAUUGUGUGCCAGACUUUCUGGAACAAGUGCAGCGUCAAGGAAAGUUGCUGGUGGACGACGCGACCUCAGCAGCCAAGGCAAUCUGUGCGGCGUCUCCCAAUUCAGCAGGUAUCAUGGUUUCAUCACCAAUUCACAAGUCCUGGGCAUUUGCUGGCAGCGCCGCACUUCUGGGUUCGAUUGGACCCAUCAGCAGGGCGCGAGUCUGUGACCUGCAGAACAGUGAUCCCGACCGGCCUCUUUCGGCACCGCAGCGGGUACAGCAGCGAGGACUCCAGGGAUGUCAAGAGGUGAUACAAGCUGUCUUGGAGGGAGUCGCGACUGAUUCAACCCCGAAGAAGAUCUUCGUCGUUGACUUGAUGCCUAAUAGGUACAAUGAAUGGGGCAAAGCUGUAGCAGAGAUGCAGAAGCAUCACUUGCAAAGCAACGCUGGUCAUGAAUACUUCUUUACCGCGUACUAUAGUGAAGAAGAGGCAAAGGACUUGCAGAAUUUGGCUUCAGAGGUCCAAGGAGGCCUCGUCACAGCCAGAGGCUCAUUCUUUCAAUACCAGCAACCACAGCUUUCAGUUUUUUGGGCUGCGCGCUAA
Durusdinium trenchii is the source of this 1122-nucleotide messenger RNA. The record is from the annotation of a GenBank genome assembly. Lineage: Eukaryota; Dinophyceae; Suessiales; Symbiodiniaceae.